Messenger RNA from Nematocida homosporus, 2229 nucleotides. RefSeq lists its product as uncharacterized. NCBI's taxonomy places the organism in Eukaryota, Fungi, Microsporidia. The record is from RefSeq and is a predicted model, not a curated record. Bases 1 to 2229 code for a protein of 742 amino acids. The transcript has a single exon.
AUGAAAGUUGUUGGUUUGAGUGCCUUUAUUGUUGCUAUGUUGACGUUGGGCUGGGUUAAUGGAACGGAUUUAGAUAUGGACCUGAUCGUGCCACCUAUAAAUCAAAAAGAGACCUGUGGUAUAUAUGGUGAACAUCUGGAUAGUGAAGGAAAUGGCUUAAUUAAACCUGAGGAGGUGGAUAAUGAUGCUUCUCUGGCACAUGUUAAAACUAUGCUUGACUCGUUGUUUGCGGUUGAUGCUGGUUCUAAUGAGGCUUGGUCCGAUACGCUGCCCUAUUGCCCGGCGGAUUGGAGUCUGUAUAGAAAUACGAAUAACAGUAAAAUGUAUGAUGUAGUUCUGGCUGAUGAAAUGCAAUGUGUUAAGUUUUACUGGCGUUCCAUAUCUGAUGGACUUGCUAAACGAUGGAUUGCCAACCUAACCGAAUAUGUGGCUUCAAUUCGUCUGCACAGGAAGAUAUACAUUCAUAAGUUUAUACAAGACAGGAGUGUUCAGCAAUAUACCUUGCUCCUGACUGUAAUGCGGUUAUUGGUUGUUGCCGAAAUUGAGUUGUUUGAGGUAUUUGAUAUGGAAUGGUCUCUAUUACCGAAGAACGUUGAUGUGCUUUUUAAUAGAUUUGAGCGGGCUAUGGCGUUGGCUGACCCGCGGUCUGAACCGGCAAGUUGGACUAAAAUCACUAUUCGGGUGAGAACCUUCAUGGCAUUUAAAAUACUCCAAUACUUAGGGCAAUUCUUAGGAACCGGCCAUUUGCAUGCUAUACAUGGACAUAGUAUUCCUAGUAAGAAGUAUCAGCAGGUGAGAGCAACCAGAGUCCAAACUACAUUUUUUGGCCCUGAUCCGGCCGAUGUUUAUUUGUCGUUUUAUCAACUUGUCAAUCCACAUACUCCUGGGUCCUCGAGCCAUUUAGACCAUAUAAAGACGCACUACCAAAACAUCAUGCUUACUUUAGAAGUUGACUGGCACAGUAUGUUGCGAUUUAAGAAGCUCCCUCGCCCUCCACGCCAUUCGAAGAAAAACCGCAAUCAAACUAAUAGACAAGACUGGCCACCUCCCGCCUUAUACGAAUGUUCUCUCAACAAUGGAGAAAUGCAAACCAUUAAGCACUUUAUUCUGGCCAUGCCGUACAUUAGAGUUAUAAUUAAUCGAUGCAGUAAUUCGGGGCGUCACCUUGUUAAUCACUCAGUUGAAUUGAUUGUUGGUCUAAUCAAUUUUAUCCAUACGACCAAGCCGAGUCUUCGAAUUGUCUUGAGCGGCUUUUUAUCAGAAGGACUGAUCUCUUAUUCCCACGGCAAACCUAUCAAUGUUGUCUGUUUCCCUACGGAAUUAACAAUUCAGAAGUGCGGCCCCAGGUUUAUCCCUACCUUUCUUGCGGCUAUUGUUCCAGCUAGUUCAUUUAACAUUAACCUUCAUGUCAGCAAACGCGGUGUUGACAUUCUACAAGUUCUCAAUGCCCUCACGGACUUCAGGCGGACGAACAUCACAUUUACCUCUUCAUAUAUCCGCUUUAUAUUAAUGUAUCCCUAUCCAAGGCUUCCUUGCAUCCAAGAGUAUAUACAACAACUCUCAGCUCGGCUUAUUCCAAUUCCCCUCCAUCAACCCUACAAUAUUAGCUACACACUUCAGGAGUUCGUUAACCUUUCACUCUGGGCCUACCACCCAUUCCCACACCCGGAAUUGAUUGCCGAAUCCAUGCCUGAUGAUGAAUCUACUCGCCAUCUUGCCCCCCACAUUAAUCGCAUGUUCUGUUUCAGAAUCAUUAUAACGCGCGCAACCAAUACCCCUAGCUACAUCGCCAAUUAUUUACACAAAAUGCGCCGUUACAUUUGGUCUACUAUACCUAAAAACACUAUCCCGAUUCAAUACCAUAGCCUAACUGAUCUUAACAUUCAUUUCUCCUACAAGAACUCCCCAAAGCUGUCUACCCUAGUUCUAGCUCUAACCCAAUUCAUAAUCGAAAUCUACCCGACCGUCACUAAGAUCACUAUUUCUAAUGUUUCCCUCGAUCCAACAGUUGCUCCCAAUCUCGUUAAACAACUAAAAUUCCAAAGGCGCAACUACCUCAACCGAAAUCAUCACUCCCGGCUGCCCGAUCUUUACCUUACUAUGACGAGAAUUCGCGGUCAGGACGCAGCUCGCUAUCUAUUCACUCGCGACCGCACUAAAGAAGCCCAACAAGGCACUAUUAUUCAUUGCGACCACAGUGCUCGUGAGGAGCAUACCCCUUCCGACUAG